Messenger RNA from Arabidopsis lyrata subsp. lyrata, 1598 nucleotides. Its product is annotated as BSD domain-containing protein 1. The record is from RefSeq and is a predicted model, not a curated record. The transcript has a single exon. NCBI's taxonomy places the organism in Eukaryota, Viridiplantae, Streptophyta, Magnoliopsida, Brassicales, Brassicaceae. The coding region runs from base 373 to 1389 and encodes 338 amino acids. Gene Ontology annotation, cellular component: cytoplasm.
AUUGCAGGCAAUCUUAACAAUAUCUCGAUAAUGAGAUCAACCGGGAUAGAAUCUGAAUUCAUGAUUGCUGAUAGAGAGACCUAGAGAACCCCAAGCUAAAGCUAUAUAUAUUAAGCGACGCAAGUAAAAAACAAAAGGCAAAGUUCUGAAAUAAUUUAAACCGGUUUGGUACACAUUUCCAUUUAUUACUCGGUUAACUUACCCGAUAACAUUAAAUGUUCAAUUUCAUACAAAACACACCGACAUCGGUUUCUAUGACUUUUAAACCAGAACCGUAACAUCGACAUCGAUUCAUUGCUAUUUAUACAAAGUCCGAAUCUAGUUUUCGUACGAAAUUCAACUUCCUCAAAAACCCUAGCUUCCUUCUUCUUCAUGGAUCAUCAUCAACAACAAUCCGAUUCACCUAUCGAUGAACCCACAAAUUCAUCUUCAUGGAGUUUCGGUAAUCUAAUCAAAACCCUAGCGACAAAAUCCGAAUCUGUAAUCGGAUCCUACCGUCGCGAUUUCGAGGAAUUCGGAUCCGAAUUGAAGAAAGAAACCUCAAUAAUCCGACGAGUAGCUUCGAGAUUACCUGAUUCUCUCGAGAUCGGAGCCGCCGUCGCUUCGGAAUCUCUCGAAUCGGUUGGUCAAGUUAUCGACGAUAUCGGCGCCUCCGUGUGGAAAUCAACGGCUAAGAUUAUUUCUCAUGGUAAGGAAUCUCUAAAACCGGAUCGUGACCGUACAAAUCAGGGUUUUUCUGUGAAACCCUAUAGUCGUUUUGAGAUGAUGUUACUUGCGAUGCAAUCUGAUAAAGGAACGUUUGUCAGAGAACCUGACGAUUUAAGUGAUUUCGAGAAUUGGAGUUUAGGGUUUAAGUUAGAGGAGAAAAGGAAUGGGAUUGUUGAUUUAAUUAAUGGAAACAAAGUUGUUAAAGAGAUGUAUGAGGAGAUUGUUCCUGUUGAAGUUGAUGCUGAGACUUUCUGGAGGAGGUAUUUUUAUAAAGUUAAUAAGCUUGAGCAAGUAGAAGAAGCUAGAGUUAAGCUUCUGAAGAGAGCUAUUUCUGGUGAAGAAGAUGAAGAUUUGAGCUGGGAGCUUGAUGAGAAAGACAGUGAGAUUGGUUCAGAGAAUGUGGUAUUGGAGGAGGAGAAGGUAGAGAGCAGAGAGGUUUCGUCUAAGGACAGUGAUUAUUCGGUGAUUUCGACACAGCCAUCGUUACCUGAAGUUGAAGAUCUUGGGUGGGAUAAGAUGGAGGAACAUGUCAGAAGCAAUGAGGAGAGGAGUUUGGAGGUUGGUCAAGGGAUUGUGGAGAGAUCGGGUUGGCGAAGACGGGUUAGUGUAGCGGUAGAGAAAGAAGAGGAUUUAUCUUGGGAUAUUGAAGAUGAAGAUGAUGACUCUGUUCAUCAACAAUAGAUAGAGUAUACUUGCCUUAUAGAAAAGGCAAGAUUUAGUGUGAUCACAGUUAUUAAGUGUGAUCAAUACAUAUACAAUUCUUCAAUUUGUAUAGUACUAUGCUCUAGUGAAUUAAAUCGAAUGUUUUUAAUUACACUAGAUAUGCCACAAUUCAAAAGACAAUGCAAUUCUAGGAAAAAACCAAUUUAACAUCUUAAAUCUUUUCUCUG